Molecule: messenger RNA, 461 nt
Organism: Antechinus flavipes (yellow-footed antechinus)
Lineage: Eukaryota; Metazoa; Chordata; Mammalia; Dasyuromorphia; Dasyuridae
Gene: RIIAD1
Product: regulatory subunit of type II PKA R-subunit domain containing 1
Exons: 5
Coding region: 35-328 (97 amino acids)
Source: RefSeq, a predicted model, not a curated record
ACCUCCUGAGCGUUGCCAUAGCGACGGCGACAAGAUGGCUUCUCUGAGCUCGGGGUUGGAGGGUCCUGACCCCGGGUCGCUGAGCGCAGAGCAGCUCUCCCGACUUCGGGAUUUCAAGAUCAGCACGCGCAUAGCGAACGAGAAGUACCUGCGCUCGCACAAGGAGGUGAAGCUGCUUCUGAGCGGCUUUUUCAGAGAAAUGUUUUUGAAAAGACCAGUGGACAUUCAAGAAUUUGCUGCAGACUACUUCACAGAUCCAAGACUUCCUGGGAAGAUACAGAUGCAAUUAAUUGAAUUACAAAAGCAAAAGCAAUUAGCAGAACCAUGACGUUCUGCUACUGGGAACAAAGGGUCAUAGGACAUUAAGAAAUCUGCUCUGUCAUCAUGGGUUCGUAAGUUGCCCUGGUCUUUGCCCCUUGUGUUAUAAAGCUCUGCAUUAAAAUGGACUUUUCCCUGCUUUA